AAGGUGUUGAGCAGUUUCUUGGAAAGCCCUUAUUUUUCCAGGCCCCCGGCUUGGGGCGCCUCCGUUCCCCAUGGCGGGACACCUGGCUUCCGACUUGGCCUUCUCGCCCCCGCCGGGCGGUGGAGGCGAUGGGCCGGGAGGGCCGGAGCCCGGCUGGGUUGACCCUCGGACCUGGCUGAGCUUCCCAGGCCCUCCCGGCGGGUCGGGAAUCGGGCCGGGAGUCGGGCCGGGCGCUGAGGUGUGGGGGAUUCCCUCGUGCCCCCCGCCCUAUGAGUUCUGCGGAGGGAUGGCGUACUGUGGACCUCAGGUUGGAGUGGGGCUGGUGCCCCAAGGCGGCCUGGAGACCUCCCAGCCGGAGGGCGAGCGGGGAGCCGGGGUGGAGAGCAACUCCGAGGGAGCCUCCCCGGAGCCCUGCGCUGCACCCCCUGGGGCUGUGAAGCCGGACAAGGAGAAGCAGGAGCAAAACCCCGAGGAGUCGCAAGACAUCAAAGCUCUGCAGAAGGACCUGGAACAGUUUGCCAAGCUCCUGAAGCAGAAGAGGAUCACCCUGGGAUAUACUCAGGCCGAUGUGGGGCUCACCCUGGGGGUUCUCUUUGGGAAGGUGUUCAGCCAGACCACCAUUUGCCGCUUUGAGGCUCUGCAGCUCAGUUUCAAGAACAUGUGCAAGCUGCGGCCCCUGCUGCAGAAAUGGGUGGAGGAAGCUGACAACAACGAAAACCUACAGGAGAUAUGCAAAGCAGAGACCCUCGUGCAGGCCCGAAAGAGAAAGCGAACAAGUAUCGAGAACCGCGUGAGAGGCAACCUGGAGAACAUGUUCCUGCAGUGCCCGAAGCCCACCCUGCAGCAGAUCAGCCACAUUGCCCAGCAGCUCGGCCUUGAGAAGGACGUGGUCCGAGUGUGGUUCUGCAAUCGUCGGCAGAAGGGCAAACGGUCAAGCAGUGACUAUUCGCAACGAGAGGAUUUUGAGGCUGCUGGGUCCCCUUUCUCAGGGGCACCAGUAUCCUUUCCUCUGGCACCAGGGCCCCAUUUUGGUACCCCAGGCUAUGGGGGCCCUCACUUCACUACGCUGUACUCCUCAGUCCCUUUCCCUGAGGGUGAAGGCUUUCCCUCUGUGUCUGUCACCACUCUGGGCUCUCCCAUGCAUUCAAACUGAGGUGCUGGACCUUCCCAGGAUUGGGGGCCCAAGGAAGGGGGAGAGUGCGGGGAAAGAGAACCUGGGGUUUGUACCAGGGCUUUGGGAUUAAGUUCUUCAUUCACUAAGAAAGGAUUUGGGAACACAAAGGGUGUGGGGGCAGGGAGUUUGGGGGGACUGGUUGGAGGGAAGAUAAAGUUCAAGGAUGCUCUUGUUUUUAAUCCCCACAUCACUUUCUUAAAUAAAGAAGCCUGGGACACAGUA
Messenger RNA from Neogale vison (American mink), 1396 nucleotides. RefSeq names its product POU class 5 homeobox 1 (gene POU5F1). The record is from RefSeq and is a predicted model, not a curated record. Gene Ontology annotation, molecular function: DNA-binding transcription factor activity, RNA polymerase II-specific; RNA polymerase II cis-regulatory region sequence-specific DNA binding. Bases 71 to 1153 code for a protein of 360 amino acids. Gene Ontology annotation, biological process: regulation of transcription by RNA polymerase II. The transcript has 5 exons. Lineage: Eukaryota; Metazoa; Chordata; Mammalia; Carnivora; Mustelidae.